GAUGAUUUUCUGGGCUUUGUUCAUUAACAUUGCAGUAAUGCUGACUCUUUUGCUCUAAUUUAGGCCUCAUCACAGUUUGCGGGGUGUGAAGCUAUGUGUGGAAAAACAACCACUUCUUGGAAAAGUCUGGUAGCACAUGGUUUUGUAACAGUCUUGUCCAUCCUCGGGGCUGACUGAGCAGUCCUGAGCCUUGUGACAGACCUGGGAGCAGACCUGCGGACUACAAGAAGAGUCGUCACUAAAACCAACCAACCGCUUCAUCAGAUCUGAGCCUGCUCUUGUGGGGAAACCUCAAGAUGCUGGUCCACCACCUGGGCAACUAGGGGUUAAUAGAUAUAUAUGUUUAUACUCACAAUGUGGCCAGCCAGCCAUUGCAAUAGAGAAGUACAGCGCUCAUUGGCUCUCUGUUGUGGUUUUUUUUCUCUCUGAGAUCCAUCUAGUCACUUCCUGCUAAAACUCUUCAUCAUGCUGUCAUUUUUCACUUAAUUGGAUGGCCAGUUUGCAGUCCACGGCUAGCCUGGAGGCAGGCUGAACCUCUGUCCAUGGAUUCAUCAGCAUAUACAGGGAGUGCUAACAGGCAGAUCAUUCCCUUCACAGGAUAGCACCAGGCUUACCCACUGGGAAGUUGUUUUUUUUAAACCCUCAUACAACAAUUGCACAUUUGACUCACUUGGCACAGUGAAAUUAGCCGAAUUCUGCAACCUCAGUUGCGACCCCUCCUCAGAGCAGCAGCAAGUCUUGGGUGGAGCUGCAGCCUGCGUGUCAUCCACGAAUUUGAACAAGGUGCUUUUCACCCUCCCGUCCGAGUUGCUGAUGAAGAUGUUGAACUGUGCAGGCUCAAAGAGAAGAAGAAAGAAGUCUGUGUUUGGCAGUUGCUUCCUUUCCUGCUUCCAAGGAGCCUGAGCACACAUAAUGGCCCUCUCCAGAGAGGCCCUGUUGCUAGUCCUCUUAUCUCCUUGGGCCAUAUGGUAACUAGCCUCUGCUGCCUAUGCUGAGACAAGAGCAAGGGUGUCAAUGCUGUCACUGUCCGUGCUCCCACCUUCCCUCAGUGGUGACCCUGGUGGGUUCCAUACAGUACAUUUCAUCUGGGAAGUCCUUAUUGGUAAGAGCAGCUCUGUUCUCUGACAGGCAGCAGCAUCCAUGAUCUAAAACACCCUCCCUACCAAACAUGAAUAACUCAACGCUUGGGCAACCAGGCCCAUCACAGGAGGACAGGCUGAUUUGUUUGUUAGAAACAGAUGACAGUGUCCAGGAGGACAAACCUGCAGUGGAUAAGCAGGGAGAAAGAAGAGAGGCAGGUGGAAAGAAAGAAGAACUACCACCACUGGAGACUCCCUUUGAGAAGGAAAGCAAGGAUUUUGCUCCUAAAAUCAAGGUCAAUUUGAAUUAUCGACGACAACCUGCCAGCAAUAGCCAAAAGGACACAAACCGCUUUGACAGAGACCGGCUUUUUGGUGCAGUCUCAAAGGGCAACGCAGAGGAGCUGGAUGGCUUGCUCAGUUACUUGGAGUUAACCUCCAAAUUCCUCACUAAUUCAGAAUAUACAGAUGCAAAGACAGGGAAGACCUGCUUGAUGAAAGCCCUGCUGAAUUUAAAAGAUGGGAAGAAUGCCACAAUCCCAGUUUUACUGAAAAUAGAUGAGGACAGAGGACAUAGACCGCCUCAAAAGAUGCUUGUUAAUGCUGCAUGUACAGAUAAUUAUUAUAAAGGGCAGACAGCACUCCACAUUGCCAUAGAGAAGAGGCAACUGGAACUAGUGAAGCUCCUGGUAGAGAAGGGAGCUGAUGUCCAUGCCAGGGCCCAUGGCAUGUUCUUCAAGAAGAAAAAGGGAAUUUGCUUUUAUUUUGGUGAACUUCCCUUGUCCUUGGCUGCUUGCACCAACCAGCUCAACGUGGUCCAGUAUCUCCUGGAGAACCCCCACAACAGAGCCAGUCUCCAGGAAAAGGAUUCUCUGGGCAACACAGUUCUCCAUGCCUUGGUGAUGAUAGCAGAUGACACCCAGGAGAACACAGAGUUUGUGAGCAAGAUGUAUGAUGAGAUCUUAAGGGCAGGUGUGAAGAUUGUCCCAACACAGAAGCUGGAAGAGGCAGUGAAUUGUGAUGGGUUAACACCACUGCAGCUGGCUGCCAAGGGUGGCAAAGUAGAGAUCUUCAAACACAUUCUUCAAAGAGAAAUUGAGGAGCCAGAGUACCAGCACCUGUCACGCAAGUUCACUGAAUGGACCUACGGCCCCAUCCAGGUGUCUCUUUAUGACCUGUCCUCAGUUGAUAACUGUAAGAAUUCUGUGCUGGAGAUCCUGGCCUACAGCAGUGACACACCGAAUCGAUACAAAAUGGUGGUUUUGGAACCACUGAACAAACUGAUUCAGCACAAAUGGGACACUUUUGCUGCCAGGAGAUUUUACUUGAGUUUUUUUUCUUAUUUGAUGUUCAUGAUCAUCUUCUCAGUCUUUGCCUACCAUUGUCCUCUGCACGAGCAGCCUCUGUUCCCAAUGGAGUUCAAUGCUGAAGGCUUCCUGUGGCUCACUGGACUGAUCAUUAACUUUCUGGGAGGCAUUUACUUCUUAAUUGCUCAGAGUCGGUACUUGUGGAGGAGGCAAUUCUCUCUGAGGAACAUCUUCUCUGAUGAUUGCAUUGAGAUCUUGCUCUUACUUCAGGGACUCUUGCUGCUGCUUUCAUUAGUUCUAUACUUGAUGAGUUUGGAAUACUACACCCCGUUGAUGGUCUCCUCUUUGCUGCUGGGAUGGGUGAACAUGCUGUACUACACUCGGGGCUUCCAGUGCACUGGGAUGUACAGUGUCAUGAUACAGAAGACCAUCCUGAGGGACCUGCUGCGCUUCCUCCUGGUGUACGGGCUCUUCCUGUUUGGCUUUUCAGCAGCUCUAGUCACCCUCACUGGGGAGCCCCCAUCAGCUGCCCAGAACAAAUCUGUUACCCAGGCGGAGGAGGAUAAAGGCCGCUUUGGGUACGGCAGGAUGUUUACCACCUCCCUGGAGCUCUUCAAGUUCACCAUUGGCAUGGGGGACCUGGAGUUCCAGGAGCAAGUGAAAUUCAAAUACUUUGUCAUGCUGCUGCUGCUGUUGUAUAUAAUCCUGACCUACAUCCUCUUGCUCAACAUGUUGAUUGCGCUCAUGAACGAAACUGUCACCAACGUCUCUGGUUAUAGCAGAAGCAUCUGGAAGCUGCAGAGAACUACUGCCAUUCUGGAAAUAGAAAAGCACUUUUUGUGGUCCUGGGGAAGGAAGGAGAGAUCUGGCUGCUUUGUGUCUGUGGGCCUUAAUAAAGAAGAUGAGAGAUGCUGUUUCAGAGUGGAGGAGCUUAAAUGGACUAAUUGGAACAAGGAGCUGGGAGUCCUCAAGGAAGAUCCUGGGAACACCAGAAGCUUGGAAAGAAGCCCUGUAGAAGACAGACUGUGGAGCUGGAUGCUACGGGCACGAUCCAGAACACCUGCUCGGGAGGACCAGUUUCUAUUACAACCUAUCGAUCCAUGACUGAGACGAUGCUUCUAGAAGGACCAGUCAGGAGGCUGUAACAGGGUUUAGGGUUACAGCAUGCCCCAUAUCUGCAACAGAAUUAUUUCUUGCUAUAGGGCUCCUAAUAGCCAGAUGGAGGAACCUGAAGAACGAUCAGUAUUAACAUGCAUCUCCUCAAAAACUGUGGUUCAGCUUGUGGCUUUGAAAUAUUUUUAUGCAAAUGAAGUAUUUCCUCUAAAAAAGACAUUUCUGCCUGGCAUUUUUGUGGCACAGUGCUUUAAAAAGUCCAGGGGGGUGUGUGUGUGUGUGGGACAGUGAGAUUUGGGUUGUACAUCUUAGAGCCCAGGCAACUUUGUGGUUUGAAAUGUCUCUUGAGAGGUACAGAUUAAAAUAACAGUUGGGCCAAAUCAUCCCAUGAUGCUUUUGAGGCAGAUAAUUCUAUGUGUGUGCUGUUUGCCAUCUGUAGAUCUUACAGACAAGACCUUUCUAACCACAGGCUGGCUUUUGAUGCCACAGAACCUUUCGUGAGAGGAGGUGUUUGCCCAUGUUUUGUGGCCAAAAAUGAUUUCCCUCCCAGUGUUACACAGCGUGCAGCAUGUACUUGGCUUCCACCCUUUGCCCCAGAGGUGGUUGCAUUGCAGCUGGUCUAUGUCUGAACUGCUUUGGGAUGAAAGGCUUGAUGGAGGAAUAAAAUAUGGUUUG
Molecule: messenger RNA, 4174 nt
Organism: Alligator sinensis (Chinese alligator)
Lineage: Eukaryota; Metazoa; Chordata; Crocodylia; Alligatoridae
Product: transient receptor potential cation channel subfamily V member 2
Exons: 17
Coding region: 1169-3490 (773 amino acids)
Biological process (GO): calcium ion import across plasma membrane
Cellular component (GO): membrane
Molecular function (GO): protein binding; calcium channel activity
Source: RefSeq, a predicted model, not a curated record